AUGAUCGCAGAUCGACACGUUUUGGAAGCUUUCGAUGAAAUUGAAAGAAAUCUAGAGGUUUCCCUCCAACAAUCGGCUUUAGCGCAUCAAGACCAGGCUCCGUCAUCUAGAAAAUAUCAGUUACAGGUACUACAAGAUCAAUUAUGGCUCGUACAAAAUGAGGUUGCUCAGUUGAAGGACAGUUUAAGCAACGGAAAAACGCCCCGUUCUGUGAACUUUCCGGCGCUGGAAAGAGUGCUUCUCAAGCUCCAGGAGCAUAACGAAGAUACGCCUAGCGAUUUUGUCGCCGUCUCAAGCGAUGUGGAGGGGUCCGUUCGCACGGCGAUCGACCAAUACAUCUCGGUGUGCUUGUACUACUAUGUGGUUCAGAAAUCUCUACAAGAACUGCCUGUCAUAUCAGAUACAGCCAGGUAUUUUGGUGAUGUCCAUGACGGGACUCGUUGGUCGUUGCUAUAUGCCUUACAAGUAUUGCCAAAGAGAUUAAGUGGGUUUAUAAGGCGUGCUUAUGAAAAUGGAAGUGCACGUGACCUGAAGCUAAUGGGUCAACGAUGCUCUGAGUAUGUGCUUCGACAAGCCGAUAGAAUGGUUGUGGUGCAUAGUUUUCAGCUAGUGGGGCUUCCCAAGGAUCCCCGAAAGAUUGCCCGGUCGAUUUUGGCACUUCCACUCGCCGCUGUCCGUGAGGAAGUACAGCGCAAACACACGGCUGCAGAUGAGCUAUUCAAUGACACCACGAGGAAGUUGGGAAGUCUCAUAGGACAGUUUCCUCACACUAGCGAUAUGGAUGAACGGACAAAACUGCUAGCUUCGUUUCUGGGAUAUAGUCAAAAGAUAGGUCCUGAAAAUACGCCCAAUGGAUCAGAAAAAGUGAUGCUAAGUAUCAUUCCUAAGGCAACAGCAGCUUUUGAGACCGCUAGAUACACCAAAAAACCUGGUUUCUGGACUCGUUACUGGCCCGCUUUUUUUGCUGUUUUCGCCUACGGACCGGCAUCUGCCAUUGCAUUAUGGAAAUCUCGCUAUAAGAUUGCAAGGUUUUGCCAAGAAAAUGUCGUGGAUUUCUGCGCCGGACUUGUUCACAAUUGGAUCUGGGAACCCUUGAAACAGGUUUGGAGUACGGUUCGUCAUGACGAGAAAAACUCAACUAUUGCCAUCGCUUCGAAGGGCUCUCUGGAUUCCGAAUUUAGUUCCUUGACCAGAAUGGUGGUACAGCUUGUGGCAGAAAACUCACACGAAUCAGUUGAUUCCAACGCUCUCGUGGCACAGGUCCAAGCCGGAAACCUCACAGAAUUUAUGCAAAUUUAUGAGCACCAACUGCAUCACCCCAUUAAGAAUAUCUUGUCCGGAAAACUGGUUCGUUCGUUAUUAAUUCAAAUUCAGAAAACCAAAGUUGACGGCUCACUAGCGCUGAGUGGGAUUGAUCAACUACUACAGUCGCAACAAUUGGUGUUUGGAGUGGUCGCUAUGUCCCCGGCUGUGUUAAUCAUGUACGCACUUUGGACAUUCACCUAUCGCCUUGCUAAAUUGGGACGCGUGUGGUCGAACGCUGCACAAUUCAGAUUAAGGCUGUCGUCGAGCCUAAACAAUAUCGAAAGACUUUUGAACUACAAUGAGUAUGAUGUCAAUGUUACGGACAGAGACUUGAACACCGGCCUCUUAGCAUUGGAGUUAGUCUCUGCUCGUAGGUAUGGCGAUCGUCUAGUCCCAAAAAAUCGCAGAACUGAAUGGAUUAGGGAUGUUGGCGAACUGGUAGAUACAAAUUUGAGUCCUGCUGCGCGAUUAAAUGUGGUGAACCGAAUUUACCAUGUUUACGGCAGAUUUUUGACUUAA
Molecule: messenger RNA, 1824 nt
Organism: Lachancea sp. 'fantastica'
Lineage: Eukaryota; Fungi; Ascomycota; Saccharomycetes; Saccharomycetales; Saccharomycetaceae
Source: the annotation of a GenBank genome assembly